Molecule: messenger RNA, 708 nt
Organism: Eimeria maxima
Lineage: Eukaryota; Apicomplexa; Conoidasida; Eucoccidiorida; Eimeriidae
Exons: 5
Coding region: 1-708 (235 amino acids)
Source: RefSeq, a predicted model, not a curated record
AUGGGAAACACUAUGAGUUGCUUCGACCGCUGGGGCAAGCGGACCCCUGACGGGGCUCUCUUUGCUCCCAAGAAGAGAGGAGGAGAGGACGAUAGGGCCAAUGCACUUUUCUCUGAACCCAAGGCCACGCUUUCAACUACCGCCAGCACUGCAACACCAGCAGCACCAGCAGCAGCAACACCAGCAGCAGCAACAGGAGGGACCCCGGCAGCUAAAUCUGGUGCACCGGGAGAGAGAACUAGCAGGAGGAGGCAAACAUAUAGCAGCAAUGCAAACAAAGCAGCCGAUACUGAAAUGAGCAGUUAUGGAGAAGAAGAUGACUUUGACGAGUCGGAAGAUGAGGAACUGACGACGAGCGACGUCCGCCAGAAUAAGUUGAUGGCCUACCGCCGUACUCUGACGAAAGUUGUUAAACUCAAAACCCACUUGCUGAAUGCAACCGUUAAAGUGACUUGCUCUCGAGACGGCAAAGAAGUGGAAUGGUAUAAAGGACACUCACAAGAAGGCGGAAAGGCAAAGCCCGUUGGAUCCCUGCCAGUCGAGAAGAUUACAAACAUCAAAGCCCAGGCAGACAACCCCAAGGGCCUGACAAUCAGCGUCAACAACCCGGCACCCACCACCUUCUCCUUUACAUUCAAGACAAAAGAAGAAAGAGAAGCAUGGCAAAAUCAACUGGAAUCCCUCCGCAAGUUCAUGGCAAUGAUCUAA